AUGGGCCGCGGCUCCGGCAGCGCGGAGCUGGCCAUGGCCGCACCGCCCGCCCGCUGCCCCGACUGCCCGCGGCCGGAGCGGGGGGGCGGCGGCGCGACCCCCGCCGUGCCACACCUCGCCAUUGCGGUGGACGAGGGGGACGUGCUGCCCGGGGCGCUGCGGAUCGUGCGGCGCCUCAGACCCGCCUGGGACCCGGCCACGGUGAAGACCAAGCUCUUCACCGACGGCAUCACCAACAAGCUGGUGGCCUGCUACACGGACGAGGGCAUGGGGGACGCGCUGCUGGUGCGGGUGUACGGCAGGAAAACCGAGCUGCUGGUGGACAGGGAGACGGAGCUGAGGAACUUCCAGGUGCUGCGAGCCCACGGAUGCGCCCCCGACCUCUACUGCGCCUUCCAGAACGGGCUCUGCUACCAAUUCCUGCCGGGAAUCGCGCUGGGACCGGACCAUGUGAGGGAUCCUCACGUCUUCAGGCUGGUGGCGCGGGAGAUGGCCCGAGUCCACGCCAUCCACGCCAACGGGAGCCUCCCCAGGCCCAUCCUGUGGCAGAAGAUGCACAAAUACCUCAGCCUGGUGAAGACAGAGCUCAGCCCAAAGGUAUCCAACGCCAGCCUCCCGCGGGACGUGCCCGGCCCCGAGGCGCUGGAGCAGGAGCUGGCCUGGAUGGAGCAGACGCUGUCGCCGCUCGGGUCCCCCGUGGUGCUGUGCCACAACGACCUCCUGUGCAAGAACAUCAUCCUGGACAGGACACGAGAGCGCGUGCGCUUCAUCGACUACGAGUACACGGGGUACAACUACCAGGCCUUCGACAUCGGCAACCACUUCAACGAGUUCGCAGGUGUGAAGGAGGUGGAUUACGGCCUCUACCCCAGCAGGGAGACGCAGCUGCAGUGGCUGCACUCCUACCUGCAGGCCUACAAGGAGCUCACCCAGGGCCACCCAGGUGACAGCCAGGUGUCCCAGGAGGAGCUGGAGACCCUCUACGUGCAAGUGAACAAGUUCUCCUUGGCGUCCCAUUUCUUCUGGGCCUGCUGGGGGCUGAUCCAGGAUAAAUAUUCCACCAUAGACUUUAAUUUCUUACGAUAUGCAAAGUUGAGGUUCAAACAGUACUUCAAGAUGAAGCCGGUGGUCGCAGCCCUGCAGCUCCCCAAGUAGGGGCACCCCGAGCUCUCCUGUCCUGGCCGUGCCCUCGCGCCCCCUUCACCCCUUUGCCCAGGGGGACACGAGGAGCCCCGCCCGGCCACCCCCGUGCCAGGAGAGCCUGGCCACCCCCAAGAGUGGACCACGAGAUGCUGGAGAGGACCAGGGCCCUGGCGAGGCCCCAGCCCAUGCCAGGACGCCUCACCACCGCCUUAACGCCGAGCCCCGCUCGGCCCCGGUGCCCGGCAGGUCCGUGCCCGCUGGCACUGCUGCUGCUGCUGCUGCCUGGCACUGCCCCUUCCCCUGCUCUGGCCCUGAGGGGGACACGGGGUCACCCCAGAGCUGCCCCGCUUUGGUCACUUUGGCUGUCCCCUCCUGCCCUGAUGGGUGCCACCCCCAAAGCAGCGCUGUCCCAGGUCCCUGCUGGCCCCAGGGACAGGACCUUUGUCCCUUUGGGGUGGCAGCUGCUGGCAAAGGGGCAGUGCCAGCCGUGAGCCCCUGGCACCAGUGGGGUGCUGCUGGUGGGCACUGGGUGUCCCCACAGCUGCCCCUGCCUGUCCCCACUGUCCCCUUGGCUUGGUGGCUUCCCCCCUACCCUCAUCUCUGCCUUCAGGGUCUUCUGGGGACAUCCAGGAGGGUCUGUCCUGCCUGUCCCCACCCAUCCAGCUCCUGGCAGCAAUCAGGGCCCUGUGUCACCCCUGGCUGUGGGGACAAGGUGACUGUCCCUUCUCUGGGCACAGGGAUGUCCCCUAGGGCCCUGUGUCACCCCUGGCUGUGGGGACAAGGUGACUGUCCCUUCUCUGGGCACAGGGAUGUCCCCCAGGGCUGGCACAUCCAUGCUUGUUUCAGUGGUAGCUGCAAUUUGGGGCUGGUGGAUCUGGGGGCUCUGGGGGUGCUCCGGUCCCUUCUGUACCCCGAGAUGUCCCCAUCCAACCCAGGCCCCCACUCUCUGCUCCAAAAAAAGUCACUUUUAUUGUGCCAAGGGCCAGGGGGAGGAACGAUUGUAAACAGGGAUGUGAAAUAUACAGGUUAAGUUACUCGUCGUCUUAUUAACAAAAUAAAGCUCUAUCUAUAUUUACAA
Messenger RNA from Melospiza melodia melodia, 2221 nucleotides. RefSeq names its product ethanolamine kinase 2 (gene ETNK2). The transcript is spliced from 8 exons. The record is from RefSeq and is a predicted model, not a curated record. The coding region runs from base 1 to 1155 and encodes 384 amino acids. Gene Ontology annotation, biological process: phosphatidylethanolamine biosynthetic process. Gene Ontology annotation, cellular component: cytoplasm. Gene Ontology annotation, molecular function: ethanolamine kinase activity. Lineage: Eukaryota; Metazoa; Chordata; Aves; Passeriformes; Passerellidae.